AUGCUCGAGGUCUUGGUGCUGAAGAUUGAAGAUCCGAGUUGCUUCUGGGUUAUUAUAAAAGGAUGCAGUCCCCUUUUAGAUCAUGAAGUCGACUAUCAGAAACUAAAUAGUGCCAUGAAUGAUUUCUACAACAGCAUGUGCCAAGACAUAGAAGUGAGACCAUUAAUGCUGGAAGAAGGGCAGGUUUGUGUGGUUUACUGUCAGGAGCUGAAGUGCUGGUGCCGGGCCAUUAUUAAAUCUAUCAUGUCCUCAGCAGACCAGUACCUGGCAGAAUGUUUCCUGGUGGAUUUUGCUAAGAAUAUUCCAGUAAAAUCUAAGAACAUCCGAGUUGCAGUAGAGUCUUUUAUGAAGCUUCCCUACAGAGCAAAGAAGUUCAGCCUGUACUGCACAAAACCUGUCACUCUGCACAUUGACUUCUGCGAAGACAGUGCUGAGAUUGUACCCGCCAAGAAGUGGGACAGUGCCGCCAUCCAGUACUUUCAGAACAUUCUAAAAGCAACUACCCUGGUGGAAGCCAAAUUGUGUGCUGUGGAAGAAGAUACUUUUGAGGUUUACCUUUAUGUAACUAUAAAAAGUGAAAAAGUUUGUGUUAAUGAUGACCUUGUUGCAAAGAACUUCGCUUGUUAUAUAUCACCCACAGAGAACAAAAGCCUGAAUUACUUAGAGAAGCCGAGAUUGAAUAUAAAGUCUGCUUCCUUCUCCGAUAAACUCAACCCUGCACUUACUCUUUGGCCUAUGUUUUUGCGAGGAAAAGAUGUUCGAGGAAUAGACAAUUCACAUGGUUUAAAUUUCCUGACACAAUCUUUCCGGCAUACGUGGUGCAAGGCUGUGGUCACUGACCUUGCACCCACCUCGGCAGUACUAGGACGUGCUGUACAUUGUAAUCUAGAUUUGCUGCUAGAUUCACCAAAAGAUGUAUCUGAAAAGAAACAGCAUCACAGCUCUUUAAAAGAUGUAAAUAAGUGUGUUGAAUCUUCUGCAUACUGGCCAAUAAAAAGAGGCAUAACCAUAUAUGCUGAUCCAGAUGUCCCAGCAGCAGGUUCUUUAGGUCAGAAGCCAAACGAGAAGCCGCUUAGAUUGGUGGAGAAGAAAGAAUAUGAUGAGAAGAAUGGCUGCGUGAAAUUACUGCAAUUUUUAAAUCCUGAUCCUUUGAGAGCUGAUGGGAACUCUGAUCUGCAGCAGUUACAGAAGUUGAAGUCAGGCGUGCAGCUGCCGGCUGUGGUGCUCCGAAACAAGAUUGAGCCUUGCCUGAGCAUUGAGCUGUCACCACUCUCAGCAGAUGUGAAAAAGGCUCUUCAAAGAAAUAAAUUCCUGGGACCUAAUCACACGCAGUCUUACUCCUGGCCCCCCAUCGCGCGGGGCUGUGACGCGGUUGUGAUCUCUCACUGUGGAAACGACCCUUUGUUGUACCUCCCGCCCAUACUCACCAUCCUGCAGACCGGGGGCUGCUACAAGUCCCUCCCGAGCCGAAGCGGACCUCUUGCAGUCAUCGUGUGCCCUGGAUGGAAAAAGGCUCAAUUCAUUUGUGAAUUACUGGGAGACUAUAACGUGUCCUCCAGGCCUCUUCAUCCUGUGUUACUGACCAUCGGACUUCACAAGGAUGAAGCCAAAAACAUGAAGCUUCCGAGGGGGUGUGAUGUGAUUGUUACGACACCACAUAGCCUCCUGAGACUUCUCACAUACCAAAGCUUGUUAUUUCUUAGACUGUGUCACCUGGUUUUAGAUGAGGUGGAAGUAUUAUUCUUCGAAGCUAAGGAACAAAUGUUUACUAUAUUAGAUAACUUUAAAAAAAAUACUGAAGUUGAAGAGCGGGAAUCUGCACCACAUCAGAUUGUCGCAGUUGGUGUUCACUGGAGCACACAUAUUGAGCAUUUGAUCAAAGAGUUCAUGAAUGAUCCCUACAUCGUGAUCACAGCUAUGGAGGAGGCCGCUCUCUUUGGCAGUGUCCAGCAGGUUGUGCAUCUUUGCCUAGAAUGUGAAAAAACUUCUACUUUACUCCAGGUUCUUGAUUUCGUUCCAAGUCAGGCUCAAAAGACCUUGAUUUUUACCUGCUCUGUAGCUGAAACAGAAAUAGUAUCUAAGGUAGUAGAAAGCAGUUCGAUAUUUUGCCUGAAAAUGCAUAAAGAAAUGGCUUUUAGCUUAAAAAGUGUUCUAGAACAGUGGAAAAAGAAGUUAAGUCCUGGCUCUCACAUCGUAUUAGCCUUAACUGACGAUUGUGUACCGCUCCUGGCUAUCACCGAUGCCACAUGUGUGAUUCACUUCAGCUUCCCUUCCUCACCAAAAAUUUUUGGCGGACGCCUGUAUUGCAUGUCAGAUCAUUUUCAGAGUUUACCUGAUCAGGGUUCUCCUGCAGAACAGGGAGAUAGAAAAACCAAAUCUGUCUUGCUGCUGACGGAGAGAAAUGCGGGCCACGCAGUUGGUGUCCUGCGCUACUUGGAGCGAGCAGACGCCAAAGUCCCCGCUGAGCUGUAUGAGUUUACGGCAGGGGUUCUGGAAGCCAAGGAAGAUAAAAAAGCCAGAAGGCCUCUCUGUCCAUAUCUCAAGGCCUUUGGAUUUUGCAAAGACAAUAGAAUCUGUCCUGACCGACACCAUAUUAAUCCAGAAAUAGACAUGCCAAGGAAAUUAUCCACCCAAACUCUACCUGCAUUUGGAUACAUUAAAAUAAUACCUUUUUAUAUUUUGAAUGCAACAAAUUACUUUGGUCGUAUAAUUGAUAAACAUGUGGAUCUUUAUGCAACACUUAAUGCUGAAAUGAAUGAGUAUUUUAAGAAUGCCAGUGAAACAACUGUUGAAAAGGUGGAGAAAUUUGGAUUGUAUGGAUUAGCAGAAAAAACACUUUUUCACAGGGUGCAGGUGCUAGAGGUGAGCCAGAAGGAAGAUGUGUGGGCCCUGGAUAAUGUCCUCGUGAAGUUCAUAGACGAAGGCAGGACUGGGCUCAUCUCAAGGGACCAGCUGCUGCCCCUCCCGGAGAGUUUCUGUGCCCUGCCCCCCCAGGCUGUGGAGUUCAUCGUCUGCAGGGUGAAGCCUGCUGACAGUGAAAUGGAGUGGAACCCAAAGGUUACUAGGUAUAUUCAUCAUAAAAUUGUUGGAAAGCUGCAUGAUGCAAAGGUGAUACUGGCUUUGGGAAAUACAGUUUGGAUCGAUCCAAUGGUGCAUAUUACAAACCUUUCAAAUUUGAAAACUUCUGUCAUUGAUUAUAAUGUUCGAGCUGAAAUCUUGUCAAUGGGGAUGGGCAUUGAUAAUUCAGAACAUACAGAACAACUGAAAAAGCUCUAUGAAGGCGCUAAAAUGCCAGCUUCUGAAGAAAGUCCAAGCCAGACUCCGACAUCUCCGUCAGCAGAAAAUGCCGCGUGUCUGCAGGGCACACAGCAGGAGAACCAGGGUGCAGAAAGAAGGGCGGCUGACCUUGAGACAAACUCAGAAAACCAAAAACCCGAAACUUCAUCUGAAAACACUGGAGAUACUUCCAUCAACCAAACCACACAGCCGCAUCUGAAGAGUUUCCACCCACAGAUAAAGUGGUUCCAAAAAGAUGAUGCCAUCGUCUUAAAGAUAAGACUACGGAAUGUGAAAGAUUACAAAUGUAAAUAUUUUACAGAUAGAGUCGUGUUCAGUGCCUGGGUGGGAGAGAAGUUCUACCUGGCCGACAUGGAGCUGCAGGGUCACAUAGUAAAGGACGAGUGCAGGUGUGUGAUGAGAAACGAGGAGCCUGUGAUCACUCUGGUGAAGGAGCGAGGAGAGGCCUGGGGCCGCCUGCUCAGACAGAAGAACCCUAAUGUGACCUUUGAUUUUGAUCACUGGGAGGAGUGUGAAGAAGAGAACCACUUCUCCAAGGUUGUUAAUUCUACAAACCUAUCCUACAAAGUGGCAGACAUGGUUGAAAAUGACAGCACAACUUCAGAGGAUGAGGACAGUGAGAGUGACUGA
Otolemur garnettii (small-eared galago) is the source of this 3927-nucleotide messenger RNA. RefSeq names its product tudor domain containing 12 (gene TDRD12). NCBI's taxonomy places the organism in Eukaryota, Metazoa, Chordata, Mammalia, Primates, Galagidae. The coding region runs from base 1 to 3927 and encodes 1308 amino acids. Gene Ontology annotation, biological process: germ-line stem cell division; transposable element silencing. Gene Ontology annotation, molecular function: metal ion binding; ATP binding; nucleic acid binding. The record is from RefSeq and is a predicted model, not a curated record. The transcript has 34 exons.